GCGCCGCUGGACCUGGACAAGUACGUGGAGAUCGCGCGGCUCUGCAAGUACCUGCCCGAGAACGACCUCAAGCGCUUAUGCGAUUACGUGUGUGACCUACUGUUGGAAGAAUCCAAUGUGCAGCCAGUAUCGACGCCAGUUACGGUCUGUGGAGAUAUACACGGGCAGUUUUAUGACUUAUGUGAAUUAUUCAGAACUGGAGGUCAGGUUCCUGACACAAACUAUAUAUUUAUGGGUGACUUCGUAGACAGAGGUUACUAUAGUCUCGAGACUUUCACCUACCUUCUUGCACUAAAAGCUAAAUGGCCCGAUCGUAUCACGCUUUUACGGGGCAAUCAUGAAAGCAGGCAGAUAACACAAGUGUACGGAUUUUAUGAUGAGUGCCAAACCAAAUAUGGAAAUGCUAAUGCUUGGAGAUACUGUACCAAAGUGUUCGACAUGCUCACAGUAGCAGCUUUAAUAGAUGAGCAGAUUCUCUGUGUACAUGGUGGCCUAUCUCCCGACAUCAAGACACUGGAUCAGAUUCGAACCAUUGAACGUAAUCAAGAAAUUCCUCACAAAGGAGCCUUCUGUGACCUCGUUUGGUCUGACCCAGAGGAUGUUGAUACCUGGGCAAUUAGUCCCCGAGGAGCAGGCUGGCUGUUUGGUGCAAAGGUCACAAAUGAGUUUGUUCAUAUCAACAACUUAAAACUCAUCUGCAGAGCGCAUCAGCUAGUGCAUGAAGGCUAUAAAUUCAUGUUUGAUGAGAAAUUGGUAACAGUAUGGUCUGCGCCGAAUUACUGCUACCGCUGCGGAAAUAUUGCAUCAAUCAUGGUCUUUAAAGAUGUAAAUACAAGAGAACCAAAGCUAUUUCGCGCAGUUCCAGACUCAGAACGUGUAAUUCCUCCUAGAACAACUACACCGUAUUUUCUUUGAGAUCUUUUCCCGUCCUGCUGUUUCCCCCAUUCCCUUGUACUAUCCCUCUACAAUAUACUUUUUAUUGAGCACUUUGCUGCUGAAAUGCUGCCUCUUGCCUUUUUUUAUUUUUAAAUUAUCUAAAUUUAUUGUGUAUGAUGGAGUCUGUAGCGAAUAUACCUUGAUUUCCCCACCCUGGAUCAAAUUGAGAAUGCUUGUGAAAUGUCCUCACCAUUUAUACUGCUGCAUAUAGUUCUUGUAUAUUUCUGGUUGUAGGUGAAAUGUUUUCCCUCUUUAAAAAAAAAAAUUUAAAAAAAUCAUAAAUGCAUUGGAACUAUUUGGAUAGCCCACUAUGUCAUUCAACGUUUUGUUUGGUAAGUUUUAAGAAAUUUCAGCAGCAAAGUUACCUGGUGUGCACGAUGGGACCGUAAAUGCGUUGUGUUGUGUACACAUCUCCAAGGCAUAAAACUGAAUUUGUCCUUGUUAUAUCUUGUUUUAAGUGGAUAUGAAAUAAAGUGGUCUAAAGGGCUGUUCCCUCUUGUUUUUUUAGGAUUCCAAUUAAAAUAGAAAGAAUGUGCUACAGCUAUUGAAUUUGUACAUUAAAAUAAUUGUUCUGAUUUUUUCAGAUACCUUGUAUUUUUAAUAAAGUCAUAUCUUAAAUGAAAUCCACCUCCUAGGUUAAAUAUUGCAAAUAAAAAUCCUGCAUUGUUGA
Molecule: messenger RNA, 1606 nt
Organism: Alligator sinensis (Chinese alligator)
Lineage: Eukaryota; Metazoa; Chordata; Crocodylia; Alligatoridae
Gene: PPP6C
Product: protein phosphatase 6 catalytic subunit
Exons: 7
Biological process (GO): peptidyl-serine dephosphorylation; G1/S transition of mitotic cell cycle
Cellular component (GO): cytoplasm
Molecular function (GO): protein serine/threonine phosphatase activity
Source: RefSeq, a predicted model, not a curated record